Caenorhabditis auriculariae is the source of this 291-nucleotide messenger RNA. NCBI's taxonomy places the organism in Eukaryota, Metazoa, Nematoda, Chromadorea, Rhabditida, Rhabditidae. The record is from the annotation of a GenBank genome assembly.
AUGGCCGGAGGCACGGCUGGUGUGGUCGCUUGGAUCGUUGUUUGUCCCUUGGAAGUGGUCAAGAACAGAAUUCAAGUGGACAAGUCUACUAAGAAACUGUAAAACAACGACUCUUAUGGAGGAGAAUGGAACAAACUUUCCAGAAGUGCAAUGAAGUUGAUGUCUCGGAUUUGGAGAAAAGAGGGAUUUGGGGCUUUUUUCCGCGAUUGCCUGGCCUUGUCCAUCCGAGGAUUUGUUGUCAACGCCACCAUUUUUGUCGUUUACGAGAAAACUCUGGAAUUAUUUUCUUGA